CCCUUCGCUACCUACAGAGGAAGGGUCUGGAGACACUGCUAGUCUAAACUUGUGUUCAUGCAGAGAAAUCGACGUCCCAAUCAGAUUGCUUGAACCACGUGUAGCACAAUUUAUCAUGUGACUGUCACAUGAUCUAAAGAAAAAGAUGGCGAAGAGGAGCAGAGAUGAGUACGAGUGCAGAGACAAGAAAACGGCGCUGCAAAAGGAAAGCAUAGAGGCUGCUUUGCUGAUUUGUGCAACUCAGUUUGGGUACGAGACUCUCAAAGAGGAGCAGAAGCGCGCUGUUGUUUCCUUUGUUGAAGGGAACGAUGUAUUUGUAACUCUUCCAACAGGCUUUGGUAAAUCGUUCUGUUACUUUUGUCUUCCUCUCCUUUUUGAUAUACUUUAUAAUAAAACCUCUUGGUCAGUGGCUCUAGUAGUCAGCCCACUAAAUGCUCUCAUGUCUGAUCAAGUACAAUUAUUGAAAUCUAAGGGGAUAUCAGCUGUUAUUUGUGGGUACGGUGACAAGGAAGAAAACAAAUCUCUAGUAUCAGGUGGAACAUUUCAAAUUGUUUUUACUCCUCCUGAAAUUCUUUUUGAUAAGGAAUGGACAGAAGUUUUUCGUAGUUCAUCAUUGCAUGACAGAUUGGUGGCUUUUAUUGUGGAUGAGGCUCACUGUGUAAAAAAAUGGGGUAAAGAUUUUAGGAAAGAUUAUAGUAAAUUGGGUGGUUUACGUGGAUUAUUGCCAUCUGGUGUUCAUUUCAUGGCCCUUACGGCUACUGCGUCCAACUUCACUAGAAAUGAAGUAAUUCGUUCACUUGGGAUGACUAAACCUGUCAUGAUUAUUAGAUCACCGGACAAGCCUAAUCUGUACUACAGUGUUAUGGAAAAAACGGAAUCCAUUGAGGAUACUUUCAAGCCUGUAAUUGAGGAGCUACGCAAAUUGCGACACAAUACCAAGAAGACAAUAAUAUUUUGCAGAACUUAUCAAGACUGUUGUGAUUUAUAUCUCACUUUUCGUUCUUCCUUAGGAGUUGAGUUUACCAAUCCCAUUGGAGCACCUGAUUAUUCUAUUUUCCGGAUGGUAGAAAUGUUUACAGCUGUUAAUACACCAAGUUUGAAACAAUCCAUCCUAGCAUCAUUUUCAAAUCCUAGGGGGCAUAUGCGUAUUGUUAUCGCUACAGUAGCAUUUGGCAUGGGGAUAGACUGUGCAGGUGUGAGAAGAAUAAUUCAUUGGGGUGCUCCAUCUGAUGUCGACUGCUACAUUCAAGAAACAGGCAGAGCAGGUAGAGAUGGUGAUAGAGCCUUUGCUGAUCUUUAUUAUUCGAAACGUGACAUUGGCGUUACAUUUAUGGAAGACUGUAUGAAAAACUAUUGUACAAAUAGAUCUAUGUGUCGUCGAGAGUCACUUUUCCAAUCAUUUCAAUCAUAUUCACCUUUACAAAAACCCAUUGGUUGUUUAUGUUGUGAUUUGUGUGCAAUUGUAUGUGAAUGUAGUUUUUGUAAAUUUUAAAUUAAAUUCAGAUAUCAUUGUACUUAUAAUUAACAAU
This is a messenger RNA of Amphimedon queenslandica, 1529 nucleotides long. Its product is annotated as ATP-dependent DNA helicase RecQ-like. Gene Ontology annotation, molecular function: ATP binding; 3'-5' DNA helicase activity; nucleic acid binding. Gene Ontology annotation, cellular component: nucleus; chromosome; cytoplasm. The transcript has 2 exons. The coding region runs from base 146 to 1492 and encodes 448 amino acids. Gene Ontology annotation, biological process: double-strand break repair via homologous recombination. NCBI's taxonomy places the organism in Eukaryota, Metazoa, Porifera, Demospongiae, Haplosclerida, Niphatidae. The record is from RefSeq and is a predicted model, not a curated record.